This is a messenger RNA of Prorocentrum cordatum, 1713 nucleotides long. Lineage: Eukaryota; Dinophyceae; Prorocentrales; Prorocentraceae. The record is from the annotation of a GenBank genome assembly.
ACUGCCACCGUUGUGUGCUUCGACGUGGACUGCACCGUCUGCAGGAAGGACUCCAUGGAUAUGAUCGCCGAGUUUGUCGGUGCCGACACUGCGGAGGUGGAGAGAAUCACAAAUCAGGCAAUGAACGGGGAGCUCUCGUUGGAGGAAGCCCUUCAGAAACGCAUGGACAUCAUAAACCCGACUCCCGCACUCAUCAAGAAUUUUCAUGAGGCGCACCCGCCAGAGGGCCGUCUCUGCCCUGGGAUUGCGGAGCUGAUUCAAGCCCUGCACGAUCGUGGCGCAAUCGUGUACCUAAUCAGUGGUGGUUUUCGUGAACUGACGCUGCCAGUUGCUAAGCUGCUCAACAUACCGUUUGAUCGCGUCUUCGCGAACAGGAUGUUCUUCCAGAACGACGAUAUCACCCUGCAGCCAACCGUUUUUGCUGGAUUCGAUUUCUCCCAGCCGACAGCACACGCAGGCGGCAAGACCAAGGCCAUCCAAGGCAUUCGCACGAAUCGCCCGUUUGAGACCAUCAUCAUGAUCGGCGACGGCGUCACAGACUUAGAGGCCGCGGAAGAGGGAGCAGCUGACCUGUUCAUCGCUUACACUGGGAUCGUCAGUAGACCCAACGUAGUUGCCGGGGCCUCCUGGGCAGUCAAGCACUUCGACGAGCUCCACAAGAACCUGAAGAAGCACCGCGUGGCCUAUGUUGGCAGCGGCGCGUGGGCGUGUGCAUCCGCGAGAAUGGCAGCCCAGACGUGCCGAGAGUCAAGCUUGUUCGAGACAGACAUCCUCAUGUGGGUGUAUGACGAGAAGCUGGAGGAUGGCAGGAUGCUCACAGAUGUCAUGAAUGAGAGGCACGAAAACGUGAAGUAUCUCCCCGGCGUGGGCAUAGGCGAGAAUAUCAUUGCGUGCCCAGAUUUGGUGGAAGUUGUCAGGGACGCCGACAUCAUCUGCAUUUGUGCCCCACACCAGUUUGUUCACCGCAUUUGUGUGCAGAUGAAGGGGAACAUCAAGCCUAGCGCAAUCGCGAUCUCUUUGACAAAAGGUAUGCGCAUCCGCGCUGAGGGCCCCCAGCUAGUGAGCGCCAUGGUGCGCUCCAAGCUGGGCAUAGAUUGCUCGGUGCUGAUGGGGCCCAAUAUUGCCGAACAGGUUGCUGCAGAGAAGCUGUGCGAGGCCACGAUCGGAUACAGGCAUGUGGAGAGUGCGCGGUUGUUCCAGAAGUUGUUUGAGAGGCCUUAUUUUUUCGUGGCUUGCGUGCCAGACAUUGAGGGUUGCGAGCUGUGUGGCACGCUCAAGAAUAUUGUCGCGUUGUCCGCUGGGUUUACCGACGGUCUUGGCUGCGGCGCCAACACCAAGGCUGUCAUCCUACGCGUUGGCAUGUCAGAGAUGCGGAGAUUCGCGAAGGCAUUGUACCCAUCUGUGCAGGACGAGACUCUCAUGGAGUCUUGUGGCAUCGCUGACCUCAUCGCGACCUGCUUUGGCGGACGCAACCGACGAGUUGCAGAGGCAUUCACCAAGGAGCAAGGCAAGAAGUCGUUUACAGAGCUUGAGGCUGAGCUUCUGGGUGGUCAGAAGCUGCAAGGAGUACUCACGUCCAAUGAAGUUCAGUCGGUGCUCGCCGCUAGAGGUUGGCUUCAGCAGUUCCCACUGUUCGUCGCUGUCAACGACAUUGUCAACGGCAGGGCUACUCCGGAUGCGAUUCUCAAGAUCGAUUUCAAGCCCAAGCCAUAG